Molecule: messenger RNA, 861 nt
Organism: Trichechus manatus latirostris (Florida manatee)
Lineage: Eukaryota; Metazoa; Chordata; Mammalia; Sirenia; Trichechidae
Product: bile salt sulfotransferase-like
Exons: 6
Coding region: 1-861 (286 amino acids)
Biological process (GO): sulfation
Cellular component (GO): cytoplasm
Molecular function (GO): sulfotransferase activity
Source: RefSeq, a predicted model, not a curated record
AUGGCUACUGAUUAUUUCAGAUUUGAAGGGAUUUCUUUCAUGAAAAAUGUACACAGUACUGAAAUCUUGAAAACCUUGCAGGAUGAAUUUGUGGUGAGGGAUGGAGAUGUCAUUACCCUUGCUUAUCCAAAAUCAGGAACCAACUGGAUGAUAGAGAUCAUCAGUCUCAUCCACUCCAAGGGAGAUCCCAGCUGGGUCCAGUCUGUUUUAAACUGGAAUCGUUCACCGUGGAUAGAAACAAGAAUUGGGUAUGAAAGGGUAAAAAAUCAGAAAGAUCCACGAAUGUACUCUUCACACCUCCCAUUUCAAUUAUUUCCCAAGUCACUCUUCCAUUCCAAGGCCAAGGUUAUUUAUGUAAUCAGAAAUCCCAGAGAUGUUAUUACUUCUGGUUAUUAUUUCUUCAAAGCAUUGAAAUGUGUCCAGACUCCAGAGUUAUUUGAACAAUAUCUUGAAUGUUUCCUCCAAGGAAAUGUGUUCUGUGGAUCAUGGUUUGACCAUACUCAUGGUUGGCUGUCAAUGAGAGGAAAAGAGAAUUUCCUGAUAAUUUCAUAUGAGGAGCUGCAUCAGGACAUAAGGGCCAGUGUAGAGAGGAUCAGCCACUUCUUGGACAAGAAGCUAAGCUCAGAAGAACUCAACUCGGUCCUCAAGCACGUAUCUUUCGAGGUCAUGAAAGAUAAUAAAAUGAGCAAUUUAUCCCUAAUAGCAGACGAAUUUAUGGAUCACAGCAAAGGGAAAUUGAUGAGAAAAGGAAUCACUGGGGAUUGGAAAAAUCAUUUCACGGUGGCUCAGAGUGAAGCCUUUAAUAAAAUAUACCAAGAGAAGAUGAGGGAACUUCCUCAAGGGCUUUUCCCAUGGGAAUAA